This is a messenger RNA of Vitrella brassicaformis, 1028 nucleotides long. NCBI's taxonomy places the organism in Eukaryota, Vitrellaceae. The record is from the annotation of a GenBank genome assembly.
GCAGGUCCAGCACGCACACACCGCCCACACACACCCACGGAAGAAAUGCACACACACAACCAGCCAACCAGCCAACCGUCCCUCUCAUGUCUUGACGAGCUUGACGAGUAGGAAGUCGACGAAAGCCGAGUACCAACAUGACACUGAGGCCGCAGACACACACACGAGCAGGGCUUCUUGUUGCUGUUGUACCUUCAUUCACUCACUGCCUCCGGUCGUGUGGUGUCGUGUGGCUGUCUGUCACCUUUACUGACGCUCUGCACUGUCCAAAGGCCCUCGUCGCGCAUCUUGGCUUCGAACCUCCCCAGCUCAAAGGGCUCACCCAGAUAAUAAACGUACUUGCUGAACAGCUAGACACACGCAGAUAGACAGACAACACCGCACACACAAUCCAUCCAUCCAGCUUUGUGUGUAUCGCCCACAUCGCCCACGUGUCUACCCCUCUGACGCCUCUGGCGACUCUCGGGAGCAGUCGGUCGGUGUAGGCGGCAUUGCACACGAUCAGCGGCGCCUCCCUCUUGAUCCACGGUGCCCUUCCCAGGGCCUCGAAGAUGUCACCGGGCAGUAGCACGAUGGUCGUCACUAUCAGCACCGCAUCGAAAGACGUCCCUUCGGGCGGUGACCAACUGAGAAUGUCCCCCUGGACCGCCCGAAUGUUGUCAGCAAGACCGGCAGCGGCACAGCGCUCUCGCAGCCUCUCAAGCGCAGCCUGCAGCGGAGAAACACACACGCAACAGACAGACAAGUCAUUCAUUGAUCGGUGUCUGGUGCGUCGCCUGCUUUGCAUGUUGGCUGACUUGGUCCAGAUCCAGGCACCAGAGUGAGAGGUCCUUUUGUCUGAUGUCGUCAGCCAGCUGCACCAGUGCGUAUCCCUCCCCGGAGCCGACAUCGAGCACCCUGGCGCCUUGUGGGAGCUCCGCCAGCACUCGGCGAUAGAGGCUGGUGGUCUCCGGGCCAGCUAUGAACAAGUUGUACACCAAUCCUGCCAUGAUAGGAACAGCAAAGUCCUCUCAGUGAACCGCCGCUUC